AUGGGAAUAGACGGACUGUGGCCGCUCCUUGAACCAGCCGGGGAAAAAAUGUCAUUGCAGCAUUUGGCCGUCGAGAGCGGAUUCUUGACCCAUCCAGGACCUGGUGGAACAUGCAGUCUUCGGGUUGGAGUUGAUGCCCUUGCAUGGAUCUAUUGCACCAUCUACUGUCACAGCAAAACCAAGAACCCCGAGCUUGCAACUCUAUUUGCUCGAUGUGCCUGCCUCUUCAAGCUACCAAUUUGUCCUCUCUUCGUGUUUGAUGGGCCUGGGAGGCCAAAAAACAAACGAGGGAAGAAAGUUCGGGGAACCCGGUUGUGGUUGGAGCAGGACUUCAAGACCAUGUUGGAUGGCUUUGGGUUUACAUGGAUUGAGGCCCCACUAGGAGAAGCUGAGGCUGAGCUUGCUUCACUCGCAACUGCUGAUUGUGUGGAUGUUGUGCUCUUGGAAGACUCAGAUUGUUUCAUUUUUGGGGGGCCAGCUAUCAUGCGAUUUGAUCUGAACACUUCUAACGACGAGGAGGUCAUCCUCUAUCAUGCGGCCAAAGUAGAAGCUCAUCCUGACCUCCACCUUGAGCAUGCAGAUUUUGUCUUCAUUGCUCUGACUGCAGGUGGUGAUUAUGGUAGAGGGAUCCCGAACUGUGGCAUAGAUACGGCCUUCCAACUUGCAAAGACUGGUCUUGGCCAGACACUUCUUGAAGGUGUAAAGCAUUACCAAGGACGCAACUUGCGGGCAUUUCUUUCUUCGUGGCACAAGUUGUUGAUCCUCGAGGCUGCCACUAACAAAUCCAGCCACCUCCCACAUAAAUAUCCACACCUUGCCAGGAGCAUUCUGGCCAACUUCCCGACUGUCACAUCGCUCAAUCUUUACACAAAACCCCUCGUGUCUGGUGAAAUUCCACCCUCCCUCUUCAUGAAACAGCCGGACCCUCCAAUGCUUGCAAGCUUUGCUGAACAUCACUUCGUUUGGGGAGAUCCUGUCAGAAUCCUCAAGCAUUUCUCUGACACUGUUUUCCCUGGCUGGCCACCCGAUCCCUCAUGUCAGCUGCCCAGGUCCAUGAUCUUGGGUUUGGUGCUCAGAGCCAGACCCCAAUUUCGCAUGUCAUUGCUUUGCGGGCACCCGGUUCCCCAGACAAGUGCCCCUGUCACCAGGAAGUCUGCCUGGCUCUCUGCCUUGGCUCCGAAUACAUCAACCGCAUUUGCCUCUCAGGUCAAGGCCGUGGAGAAAUGGAUGAAGGAUGAACGUAGCAAGGUCAAAGCAUGGGUGCCACUUGAGAUGGUCAGGGUUACAUGGCCCGCCCUACUCUCUCCUCAUAAGUCCCCCGAGUUUAGCUUGUUGCAGCUGUGUGCCCUUAACCGCCUCUCGAUCAUCUUAGACUUUGUCAAAAAAAACCAGUACCAAAUUUCUUAUUUAACUGUCUUGUCUUACUCUACCCCUUGUACAAUACAAUUGCGCUCUGUCCUCUUUCCAGACCCUCGGAUGUCACCUCUCGCCUACGCUGGGAUCAACAAAGUAUUGGAGGAGCAAGCUCGCAAGCAUCAGCAGGAGGACAUUGAGGAUGACCUCGAAGGCGAGCAGGAGACCCUCCCUGAUCUCACUCCUGAAGACCUGUCCAGGCCAGAUGACAAUGACGACAAUGACAUGGUUUCACAGUGGCGAACAACCGUGACAGGUGCAUCGAAGGGUAUCACAGACAAGACAGAAUCCGAGUAUCAGAGGCUGAUGAAGCAAUGUGUCAAGUUCCUGGUUUCCAAAGAGCUCAUUCAAAAUGCUGAAGAAUUUUUCUGUUCUAAUCCACCUGAAAACGCGCCGCUGUACAUUGUUGCGUGGAUCAUGAAUCAGUGUGAUGAGAUUGAUCUCGAUGGAAACAAAAAGAGCAGAGAUGCCCCACGAGAUACCUAUUCAUAUGCUCAAAAGAUGGUCCACGGGCUCGGAUCACGACCAUGGCAGAGGAGUGAGGUUACAGGGCUCAUGACUGGCAACCCCUCAAUAUCUGAGACGGUUGCAACAUACAUGACGAGCCUCAGGACACGAAAGGUCCAUGCCAGAGAAACACCCACAAGCGCCUGUGCAAUCACUUCAGACAUUCUUGAACGACUAUUCGACUUCAAUCAUCUCCCUGAGAACUGGAACAUCAAGGAUUACAAUCCCCGAUCUCACUUGCAGAAGGAGAACUUGCACCAGUGGGGUGGACCACUUGCUCGACAUGCGUUGAGUGCAAUCUAUGCCAUCGCCUUUCUGUGCUUGCUCCGGUCAGACAAAGUCUUGAAAAUACGACGUGAACACAUCGAGUUCAAUGAGAAUGGGGUGACACUCACCUUACCGUUUCGCAAGACUCAUAAGGAUGGAGGGAUUCAACUGUUCCCUAUUCAAGCCCUACCGGAGGAGGAAGCACAUCUCUGCCCUGUCCGUGCACUUGGCGAGUGGAUGAAUGCCAGUGAGAUAAUGACAGGGUACAUGUUUCGAAAAAUAGUUUCCGGUGACCGGCCAUUCUCCCAGGAUAUACCAAUGACCUCUGAACAAUUCCUUGAGAUGUUCCGAAACAAUCUGCUGGAUCUUGAUAUUGACCCUUAUCCUUAUGGCACUCACUCAUUCCGGCGUGGUGGGUGUCAAUAUCUAGCAUCUCAGCGCCGGUGGACAAUACGCCAGAUCUGCAGCUGGGGUGGCUGGAGCCUCGAAUUCUCGAACCUCACUAUUGUCUGUUAUCUCAUUUCAUGGACGACAAUCCUACCGAACGCCGCGAGGAUUUGUUCAAUCCAACAUGACCACCUGCUCUCAAAUGCUACCACUGUGGGAGAAGCUGUCAUUGUGCAUAAUAUUGUCAAGAAUUAA
This is a messenger RNA of Cyclocybe aegerita, 2829 nucleotides long. The record is from the annotation of a GenBank genome assembly. NCBI's taxonomy places the organism in Eukaryota, Fungi, Basidiomycota, Agaricomycetes, Agaricales, Hemipholiotaceae.